Gongylonema pulchrum is the source of this 264-nucleotide messenger RNA. The record is from the annotation of a GenBank genome assembly. NCBI's taxonomy places the organism in Eukaryota, Metazoa, Nematoda, Chromadorea, Rhabditida, Gongylonematidae.
AUGGAUGAGCUGUGUGCGAUGAACUCGCAUCCAAUUGAGGCGCACGGAUUACACGUUGGCCUGCCGGAAGGACUGAUGGGGAACUCUGAAGUGGGUCAUUUGAACAUUGGCGCUGGCCGAGUGGUUUACCAGGUAAGCGACGGAGGUGUGCAUUCGCAUAUCGAGCAUUUGUUUGGACUGAUCACAGCAAUAAAACAGCUCAAAGUUCCCAAAUUGUACAUCCAUUUUUAUGGCGAUGGUCGCGAUACGAGUCCAACAAGCGGA